AAGCAGGAGGGAAUUGUAGUUAGAUUUGAGAAAGGUUUCUUUUUGAUAUGGAAGAUCGCUACUCUUCUGGAUGGCCGGUUGCGCCUCCAGAAGCAAACUGGUCCGCAGGCAAUUCUACCGCAUAUGGUGAGUCCAGUUUGUUUCCAUACCUGCUAAUGCCUCAUACUUCAACUUCAACCUCUGCCACCUCCCAAAUUAAUGGACUUCCUUCUUGGUCGAUACCGAUUCAAGAGGCUAGCCAUGGAUUUCCCUCGUGGUCUACAAUACCAGUUCAAGAGGCUGCAGAAGAUAAAGCUGCUUCUGUUUCCAAGAGCCAUAGCCAAGCUGAGAAGCGGCGCAGGGACCGGAUUAAUGCGCAGCUUGGCAUUCUGAGGAAACUAAUUCCCAAAUCAGAUAAGAUGGACAAGGCAGCUCUCCUAGCAAGUGUGAUUGAUCAAGUAAGAGAUCUUAAGGGAAAAGCAAUGGAAGUAAGCAAAAGCAUCACAAUUCCAACAGAAUUCGACGAAGUAACAGUAGACGUCGAUGAGUCUGAUGAUAUUUCUCAAGAUUUAAGCUCCACAAGCAACAAGAAGAACAAAGAAGACGACAUCUUCGUGAGGGUGUCCUUUUGCUGCGACGAUCGGCCAGAGGUGUUCUCGGAACUCAUCAGGGUGCUCAAAGGCCUUAGACUGAGCAUAGUUAGAGCAGAUAUUGCAAGUGUAGGAGGAAGAGUUAAAAGCAUUCUUAUACUGUGCAAUAAAGAUUCUAAAGAGGAAGGAGUUUCACUUAGCACUAUCAAACAAUCACUCAAUGUAUUUUUGAGUAGAAUUUCUUCAUCCUCUAUGCCUUCAAAUUAUCGCAUUAGAAGCAAGAGGCAGAGGUUCUUUUUGCCUUCUCAAUAGUUGCAUUAAUAUUUCUAUUUUCUCAUAUAUAUAAAAAUUUUUAUUUGGUC
Hevea brasiliensis (rubber tree) is the source of this 931-nucleotide messenger RNA. Its product is annotated as transcription factor bHLH51. Gene Ontology annotation, molecular function: protein dimerization activity; DNA-binding transcription factor activity. The record is from RefSeq and is a predicted model, not a curated record. Lineage: Eukaryota; Viridiplantae; Streptophyta; Magnoliopsida; Malpighiales; Euphorbiaceae. The transcript is spliced from 2 exons. The coding region runs from base 48 to 881 and encodes 277 amino acids. Gene Ontology annotation, biological process: regulation of DNA-templated transcription.